AUGGAGGGGGAAAGUGGCGGGGUGAAACCUUUGGACCAACGUUCUCCUGGGAAUGAUGAUAAUACACCUCUGGUUCGUGGGAUUGGCUUGCGAGUUACAAAUAUUGAGGGUAAUCCUAUGAUGCCGAGACGUGGUAUGUACUCUACAAGUAAUGUUUCAGUGAUUGAUGGGUUGUUUGAGAUUUCGAAACCUGUGGAAUUGGAUGGUAUAUGGGGAUAUGGAGGUGGGUAUACGGCUGCUAAGGUGGAUACCCAUGCAAACCCUAGUUCGAGUAAUGUGGUGAAUGACAUACCCAUCUUUUCUUAUGCGGACAAGGUUAAAACGCAGAAUUCGCUGAAAAGAAAGGUAAAUUUCCGGAAACUGGAUGCUACGAAGACGGUUCAGGAUGCUGAUGUGCUUAUUCCUCGUGAGGUAAUUAAGAAGGUCCAAGAAAAAUUCGAGAAUGUUUUGUAUGCAUAUUUUUUGGGCAAUCGGCUUCCAUUUCCUGUUGUGGAAUACUAUGCCAAAAAUGUUUGGUCUAAACAUGGGUUUGCCAAGAUUAUGAUGAACUCUGAAGGGUUCUUCUUUUUUAAGUUUAAUUCUAAGGAGGGGAUGCUAAAAGUGCUUGAAGAAGGGCCAUGGUUAAUUAGAAAGGUUCCUCUUUUCUUGAAUGUUUGGUCGCCUUCGGUCAACCUCAGGAAGGAGUGUAUCAAAUCGGUCCCGGUUUGGGUUAAAUUCCAUAAUGUCCCUAUUGCAGUUUAUACGGAUGAUGGGCUGAGUUUGUUAGCGUCUAAGUUGGGUACUCCUAAAAGGUUGGAUGGCUAUACGGCGGAUAUGUGUGUGGAGAAUUGGGGAAGAAGUAGUUUUGCCCGUGCCUUGAUUGAGAUUAAUGCGGAUAAUGAUUUAAAGGACUUUAUUACAGUGGCCAUCCCGAAGCUUGAUGAGGAUGGCUAUAUUACUGUAAAGGUGAAGGUUGAGUACGAAUGGAAGCCUCAGCGUUGCUCGGUGUGCUGUGUCUUUGGUCAUAAUGACCAAACAUGCCCUAAGAAUAUCGUAACUAAAGCUAAGCAAGUUGUCAUAGAUGACGAGGGUUUCAUAACGGAUAAGAGGAAAACGGCUAGAAUAGGGGUUAUGCAAAAGAAACAGAAGGCUAAAUUUGUGUAUAGGCCGAAAGUAGGCAACUCGGGUGCGAGCACGUCGGGUACGAAGAAUGAUAAGCCGGAUUCUAGUGUGAAUGGCAAUGUGGCAACCAAAAACUCAUUUGAAGCUUUAUCUAAAGCAGAUGGGGAUGCGGAUAACUCUCUUGCUAAUGAGAAAUCAACGGGGCCAAAGGCGGAUGUAAGGAAUAGACCGAAUGUUAGUUAUGAGGAAGAAGAGGUUGUUGAGGUGGUGCCUACGGAAAUGUCUAGAUUUAUGAGUGAUACUUCUCGUGGAAACAAUGCUGAGGGGGCAAGCACUCCCGGGUUUACGGAAUCUCACAUCCAUGUGAAUAAGUUAUCCGAUAUUUGUAGCAAAGUCUUUAGGAAUUGGAGUUGGACGUCUAAGGCGGGUUAUGUUCCAGAGGUACCAGAAUUAUUCUUGGAAAAUAAGUACCAUGACCGUCGAUCACUAUGGGAGGAUUUAUGCAAUUUUAAUGCCUUGGCUCGUGAGAAACCAUGGAUAGUCCUUGGAGAUUUUAAUGUGGCUCUUAAUAUGGAAGAUUGUCUAUCUGGCCCUUCUAACCAUUCUAUUGGCAUGAGGGAGUUCUAUGAUUGUGUUAAGGAGACUGAAUUACUUGACAUUCCGAGCCAUGGCAUUCAUUUUACGUGGAACCAAAAGCCUAGAGAGGGUAUUGGAGUCAUGAAGAAGUUAGACCGUGUUAUGGGUAAUCUUAAAUUCCUGGAACUUUUUCCGAAUGGUCAUGCCCUUUUUAAACUGGCUCGUAUAUCGGAUCAUUCUCCUUGUAUUUUGAAGAUUUCAUCGACGGCCCGUAGUAAACCUAAACCAUUCAAAUUCCCUAAUUUUAUUGUUACUAAAGCGGAGUUUAGGCAGGCUGUUUCGUGUGAAUGGGCUAAGGAUGUUCAAGGUCACUCUAUGUUCGCUGUAGUGAAGAAAAUGAGAAACUUGAAACCUAUCUUUCGCAAAAUCCUCUUUCGGCAAGGUAACCUGCAUGAGAGGGUUGCGGAUCUACGGCUAAAGCUAGACCAUAUUCAGCAAUAA
Helianthus annuus (common sunflower) is the source of this 2178-nucleotide messenger RNA. RefSeq lists its product as uncharacterized. The record is from RefSeq and is a predicted model, not a curated record. Lineage: Eukaryota; Viridiplantae; Streptophyta; Magnoliopsida; Asterales; Asteraceae. Bases 1 to 2178 code for a protein of 725 amino acids. The transcript is spliced from 3 exons.